GGGUCCUAGUCCAGGUACUCAGAGCCGAGCUCACUUGGGCCCCGGGACUUCAGCUGAGCCAUAGACCCGGCGCAGCAACUCAGUGACAAUCGAUUGCGGACAGAGCUCAGGACCAGACAACACCCAAGCUGGCCACUCCCGCGGAGAGCCCACCUUUGGAAGUCUAGAUGCCAAGUUCAGAGGCAGCGAGGACCUCAGGCCAGAAGGUUGAACCAAAACCACUGCUGUGGGGCAGAUGGAAUGAGUCCGAGACCAGCAGAUGAACAGACAGAAGCUUAAAGACCCAGGAACGGCUCUGCCUUCCUGUUCCUUGGUCCUUCUGUGUCACUCAUCACUUUCCACAGUGACAUCGUGCCUGGCUACAAGCUGCCUGGAGACAAGAAUGAGUGACAGGGCCUCAAGCAACUGGAGCCCAGGCAGCUGGGUGCUAGCACUGUACCUGGCCUGGCUGUGGAUACGUCUGGCCUCUGCCUCCUUGCAGCCACCAACAGCCACAGCCCUUGUGAAGCAGGGCACCUGUGAGGUGAUCGCUGCUCAUCGCUGCUGCAACCGGAACCGCAUUGAGGAGCGCUCCCUGACAGUCAAAUGCUCCUGCCUUUCCGGCCAGGUGGCUGGCACCACGAGGGCAAAGCCCUCCUGUGUGGACGCUUCCAUUGUCCUGCAAAAGUGGUGGUGUCAGAUGGAGCCCUGUCUGCUGGGGGAGGAGUGUAAGGUGCUCCCGGACCUGUCGGGGUGGAGCUGCAGCAGUGGACACAAGGUCAAAACCACCAAGGUCACACGGUAACUCUUGGAGGUCACGGCUUAGGCAGGUCAGCCUUGACCAAGCUUUGGACUGAAGAAGGGCUUCUGGACACUAGAU
This is a messenger RNA of Acomys russatus (golden spiny mouse), 859 nucleotides long. It is a transcript of the gene Tafa3, whose product is annotated as TAFA chemokine like family member 3. The transcript has 7 exons. Gene Ontology annotation, molecular function: receptor ligand activity. Gene Ontology annotation, biological process: negative regulation of microglial cell activation; positive regulation of microglial cell activation; regulation of neuroblast proliferation. Lineage: Eukaryota; Metazoa; Chordata; Mammalia; Rodentia; Muridae. The record is from RefSeq and is a predicted model, not a curated record. The coding region runs from base 260 to 784 and encodes 174 amino acids.